This is a messenger RNA of Oldenlandia corymbosa var. corymbosa, 1505 nucleotides long. Lineage: Eukaryota; Viridiplantae; Streptophyta; Magnoliopsida; Gentianales; Rubiaceae. The record is from the annotation of a GenBank genome assembly.
CACUUUUCAUGGUUAUAUAAUUGAAAAAAGGGUUGGGGGGGUUUGGGAAGUAGUUUUGUAUGUAAUUUCUCCCCUUUUUUAGUAAGAGAAAUCAAAUAACAAAAUAAUGGAGUCCUCAAUAUCGCUCAUUGGUUCGAUGAAUAAGCCUUGUUUACAGUACUCAUUGCGGGGCACAACCGGAUUAUAUACUACUACUCCUCCUCAUUCCUCUUGUUCGGGGGCACAAGUUUUGAAAUGCAAACGAUGGAAGCAACAAGUAGCAGUGCAGCUUAUGUCGACCUCGCAAAGUCGCCUUGCAAGAUUUGUCACUCUUUCUAAGAAAGGAAGUGAUGAUCAUGCAGUAGUACAUGCGACUUCUGGAGUUCCCUUUGAAUAUGAACCUUCAAACACCCUCUUCCAAACGCUUCAAGGAAAAUUCGAUGCUUUCAGCCAAUUUUCGCGACUCUACGCAUUCCUUGGAGUGGCAAUGGGCAUAGUUUCAGCUUCUCUUAUUGCGGUGGAGAAGCUUUCCGAUUUUUCUCCUUUAUUUCUUACCAGGAUGACUGAGGCCAUCGUUGCUGCAUUCUUUAUGCAUAUUUACUCUGUUGGUAUUAAUCAGCUGGCCGACGUAGAAAUCGACAAAGUUAAUAAAUCAUACCUUCCAUUGGCUUCAGGAGAAUACUCAACCAAAACUGCAACGAUGAUUACUUUAUCUUUUGCAAUUUUGGGUUUUUGGCUCGGACGGAUUGUUGGCUCCUGGCAACUAUUUUGUUAUGUUCUAGUCAGUUUUGUUAUCUGGACAGCGUAUUCGAUCAACGUACCUUUUUUGAGAUGGAAAAAAUCUGCGUUUCUUGCCGCACUCUGUUUUGCAGCUUCGGGGUUGAAUGCACAAUUUGCCAUUUACUUUCACAUACAGACUCAUGUAUUUGGACGGCCAGCUACCUUGUCAAAGACAUUAAUUUUUUCAACAGUACUCGUAUCAUUAUACGCACUUUUAGCAGCAAUUCUUAAGGAUAUUCCUGAUCUUGCUGGAGACAAGUUAUGUGGCGUCCGAUCUUUUGCCGUUCAGUUGGGUCCAAAUAAGGUGUUUCGAGUUUGCAUUGCACUUCUUCAAACAGCCAAUCUUGUUUCUAUUCUAGUUGGACUGACAUCUUCCCAACCUUGGAGCAAACUCAUAACUAUUGUUAGUCACAUAUUCUUGUCCAUAAUACUUUUUGUUCGUGCCAAAUCGGUUGAUCUAGAAAGCAAGGAAGCAACUCAGUCAUUUUACAUGUUCUUUUGGAAGAUUUUUUACGUUGAGUACUUGCUCGUACCUCUCGUAAGAUAGUAAACGAAGAAGAGAUUGGAAGAGCGUUUAUUUUCUGCAUCAGAUAUAUGUACUAGUGUUAGUAUUUACGUGUAUAUAUAUAGCGAAUCAUAUUCGUAUUUUUUCCCCUUUUUUUGGACUUCUGGUUUUCUUCAUUGAUAGAAAGCUCAUCUUUGUACUACUUAUUAUACAAACUGUAAUCAUGCUUUUAUCAAUUAUG